Molecule: messenger RNA, 795 nt
Organism: Dermacentor silvarum
Lineage: Eukaryota; Metazoa; Arthropoda; Arachnida; Ixodida; Ixodidae
Exons: 3
Coding region: 1-795 (264 amino acids)
Source: RefSeq, a predicted model, not a curated record
AUGUCCUCUUCCGUCGUAGCAGAGGAACGCCCGUCGGCGUUCUUUGUGUCGAGCGCAGACGCCUCGGCCAUCGUCAGCGUCUGCGUUGCCGGCACGACCGGCGCAGCUGCCAGCGUCUCCUACCUAUCGGACGUAAUGCUGAUGCUCAAAUACGAGCUCAUGGAUAAGAUCACCAGAGACACUAGAGCCAUCCUAGCGCUCGACCUCGAGAAGGCGUUCGACCACGUAAACCACUCUCACAUCCUCAACUCGAUUCGCGAGGCAGGAUUAGGUACUCGUUUCUACAACUACGUUAGCUCUUUCCUACGCGACAGGACAGCUACAAUCCAACUCGGCUCGAUGGGCUCGAAGCAGUUCAACCUGGGACCGAGGGGCACACCCCAAGGGGCCGUGAUCUCUCCGUUCCUGUUCAACCUCUCCAUGCGCGCUCUGUCGCGACAACUCUCACAGAUCGACGGCAUCAGCCACGCCUUCUACGCAGACGAUAUCACCGUCUGGAGUACGAGCGGCAGUGACGGCCAUAUCGAGGAGCGACUGCAAGAAGCGGUCAACAUGGGUAGAGCCAACCCCGGACGUCCAAGCCCCAAUUCUAAGUUCAAGGCUGUCGAAGUUCAAGGCCGUCGAAGUGCGACUGGUACAGCUCAGCGGCCCCUUGGCUCGCGGUUCCGCCCGGGCGCCUCACCAGCGUCGCUCCAGACCACUGGUCGCCCCGAGGCGAUCUCUGCUCUCCGCACGGUGGCUCAGGAUCAGGACCAAGAGCAGGAACCGCAGCAGCAGCAGGUGCAGGAGGAAUAG